Andrographis paniculata is the source of this 2361-nucleotide messenger RNA. RefSeq names its product NADP-dependent malic enzyme, chloroplastic-like. Gene Ontology annotation, molecular function: malate dehydrogenase (decarboxylating) (NAD+) activity; NAD binding; malate dehydrogenase (decarboxylating) (NADP+) activity. The coding region runs from base 181 to 2136 and encodes 651 amino acids. The record is from RefSeq and is a predicted model, not a curated record. Gene Ontology annotation, biological process: pyruvate metabolic process; malate metabolic process. The transcript has 19 exons. Gene Ontology annotation, cellular component: chloroplast. Lineage: Eukaryota; Viridiplantae; Streptophyta; Magnoliopsida; Lamiales; Acanthaceae.
ACAUCGGCGAUGAACUGCCUGAUAUAAAGCGAAGCUGCCAGGACAGGUAGGAGAGAGAGAGAGAGAGAGAGAGAAGAGAUCGAGGGAGCUCAAGAUCGCUCAAGAACAACCUCUGCGAUUUCCCAUUUCUCCUCUUUCAUCCUUAAUUUCUUACAGGCUCUGUAAUCAAUCCUCGCCGCCAUGUUUUCGUUGAGCGGAGCUACUUUUCUGAACAAUUCUCUGACGGGGAUUUCGAAGAGUUCGACGCUGUCCGCGCAGCGGAAGGCGUCGGCUCCGGCGGUGGUGGUGUCGGCGGCUCCGGUGAGCUCAAACGGCCGGCCAGAUCGAAACGUCGGCGUUUUGGUGGACGACGCUGUGAAGGAGAUGAAGGAGAAGUCUCCGUCGCCGUCAUCUUCUGCUAUGAUCGAGACGGAAUCGAAGCCGUCCGUUGGCGGUGGUGUGGAGGAUUUCUACGGAGAGGAUAGCGCCACGGAGGAUCAGUACAUCACGCCGUGGACUGUCCAUGUCGCGAGCGGAUAUCCGUUGCUGCGCGAUCCUCGCUACAACAAAGGCCUCGCCUUCACCGAGAAGGAGAGGGAUGCCCAUUUCCUACGCGGUCUUCUCCCGCCCGUCGUUAUCAGUCAGGACCUACAGGUUAAAAAGAUGAUGCAUAACAUUCGUCAAUAUCAAGUCCCGCUGCAAAGAUACAUGGCGAUGAUGGACCUCCAGGAGAGGAACGAGAGGCUGUUCUACAAACUUUUGAUCGAUAACGUCGAAGAGCUUCUCCCCGUUGUCUACACUCCCACCGUAGGCGAAGCGUGCCAAAAAUACGGGAGCAUUUUUCGACAACCGCAGGGCCUUUUCAUCAGUCUAAAAGAAAAGGGAAGAAUUCUCGAGGUACUAAAAAAUUGGCCCGAGAAGAAGAUUCAAGUUAUCGUUGUAACGGACGGCGAGCGCAUUUUGGGACUCGGCGAUCUUGGCUGCCAUGGAAUGGGAAUACCGGUCGGGAAGCUUUCGUUGUAUUCAGCUCUCGGUGGCAUCCGGCCUUCGGCUUGCUUGCCCGUGACCAUUGAUGUCGGGACAAACAACGAGCAGUUGUUAAACGAUGAGUUUUAUAUUGGGCUUAGACGGAGGAGGGCAACCGGGCAGGAGUACGCCGAGCUUAUCGAUGAAUUCAUGACUGCCGUGAAGCAGAAUUACGGAGACAAAGUACUUAUUCAGUUCGAAGACUUUGCGAAUCACAACGCUUUCGAUCUCCUCGCCAAGUAUGGUUCGACUCAUCUUGUUUUCAACGACGAUAUUCAGGGGACUGCAUCGGUGGUUCUUUCCGGGCUUAUGGCAUCGUUGAAAUUAGUCGGGGGCAGUUUGGCCGAUCAUACGUUCUUAUUCCUUGGAGCGGGAGAGGCUGGAACGGGUAUUGCCGAGCUGAUAGCUCUCGAAAUCUCGAAACAGACGGGAGUCCCGUUGGAAGAGGCCCGGAAGAGCAUAUGGCUCGUCGACUCGAAGGGAUUGAUCGUUCGGUCGCGUAUCGAGUCGCUUCAGCAUUUUAAGAAGCCGUGGGCGCAUGAACACAAACCCGUUGCGACUUUGUUGGACGCCGUCAAGGCGAUUAAGCCAACGGUGUUAAUCGGAUCGUCGGGAGCGGGAAGAACCUUCACGAAAGAAGUAAUCGAGUCGAUGUCCUCCCUCAACGAGAAACCGGUCAUUCUUGCGCUCUCGAACCCGACGUCGCAGUCCGAAUGCACGGCCGAAGAAGCGUACACAUGGAGCCAGGGCCGAGCUAUUUUCGCUAGCGGGAGUCCAUUUAGCCCGGUCGAAUACAACGGCAAAUUUUACGUGUCGGGACAGGCGAACAACGCGUAUGUCUUUCCCGGGUUUGGCCUCGGUUUGAUUAUUUCCGGCGCAAUCAGAGUACACGACGAUCUGCUUCUUACAGCGUCGGAGGCAUUAGCCGAUCAGGUUAGCCAAGAACACCUCGAUAGAGGACUCAUAUAUCCGCCGUUCUCGAACAUCCGAAAAAUCUCGGCGCAGAUUGCUGCUCGAGUCGCAGCGAAAGCGUACGAGCUAGGUUUGGCUACUCGUCUUCCGGAGCCCGACGACCUUGUCGCCUAUGCGGAAAGCUGUAUGUACAGCCCGAACUACCGUCGCUACAGAUGAAUGGACGGAUUUGCCUCCGAUUAGGACGAUCGAUCGAUACCGUUGGUUGCGGACUUGUUCGAAAAAGCGCAGCCACUAAGUGUAUGUAAGUUUUUUUGGAAAAGAAAUGAAGAAAAAGAAAGAGACCCAGCAGCAGAUUUUUAACAUUGAAUUGAGUUUUAGAGAACAUAAUAUAUGAUAUGAUUACAACUGUUUUUAUUAGUUUUAUUUGUUAUUGAUGAUUAA